Penicillium concentricum is the source of this 427-nucleotide messenger RNA. RefSeq lists its product as uncharacterized. The transcript has 4 exons. Lineage: Eukaryota; Fungi; Ascomycota; Eurotiomycetes; Eurotiales; Aspergillaceae. The record is from RefSeq and is a predicted model, not a curated record. Bases 26 to 427 code for a protein of 133 amino acids.
UUGCUUCUCACAAUACCGAAUUUCGAUGGCCCAACAUUAUAGCAAUAAUGGUGUUGCCUGGAAAAUGAUCAUUGCGUUUGAUGUGAUUGCAGAAAUCCUUACCUUUGGACUUAUGGGGAUAUCAAAUGUGGUGGGAGCAAAGGUGGCCUGUGGUUUUUGCAUUUGGGACGAGAACCCCCAUUAUGGUAUCCACUGUGCCUGUCUGAAGCCGUUUUUUAUUGUAUUCAACACAGAAUGGGGCCAGGGCAUCACAAACCGCAACCGCCAAAACUCGGAUUUCACACCCACUGGAAAGAGCGCAUCGAUCAACCAAUCUCACGUCUACUCAAUGAACUGUGGAGAAUUGGACGAGGUUGAUCUAACUCUAACCAUUUCCCAACUAUCACAGGAUAGCCAACUUCUGAUUAUUCACCAGACACGGGAAUAG